Molecule: messenger RNA, 3017 nt
Organism: Oreochromis aureus
Lineage: Eukaryota; Metazoa; Chordata; Actinopteri; Cichliformes; Cichlidae
Gene: ifrd2
Product: interferon-related developmental regulator 2
Exons: 13
Coding region: 492-1856 (454 amino acids)
Source: RefSeq, a predicted model, not a curated record
AAGGAGGGGACGUUAACUGAACAAACCUGGCAACCCCGGCUGCCGGUUUUAUCAGUUGCUACUGAGGGGAAGAUGGUGGACUUGGCGACUACAGCGUGCUCAAAACUCCGUCCUAAACGCUUUGAAAAAUACUUACCAUCUCACCCUAGUAUUAGAUAUAGAUUACCCGGGGACAAUCAUAGAUAAUACACCGGGGCAGCUGCUGAAGACAGCCACUUUUCCGCCGACGGACAACUCUUUAUUCAUAGACUGAAGAAAGCGAAAAGUUACGGAACGUGGUGUUGGUUGGUGUUCGUAACGGAGGCUAGCCAGCGAUAACCAAAGCGUCAACACGAAAGAAGGUGGCUUAAGAACAACAAACAAAAAAACCCAAACCCUUGUAAUUACGGACAGGCUUCUGUUGCUGCUGUUUUCACGCCCGUCGUUCAAAUCCUUAGGCUAGCUAACCUCAGCUAGCUUUGUUGUGAAGCGGAGGAUCAAAGCUGCUGGAAAUGCCGCGGAGUAAGACGGGGAAACGUGGCUCCGGUAAGCCGGGCUCUCUCCGUCAGGAGGUUCUUCAGCUGCACCUGUCGACUAAGGCGUCACUCAAAGGUGCUAAAAAUGGAGUAAAGGGAGAGGCGGCAGCCAGCGAUGACGAGCUGACGUCGGACAUUCUCAGCCACUACAGCAGUGCCAGCGAGAGCACCUCGGUGCUGGAAGAGGGCACGGGAAGUGAGCAGGUGGAUGAGCAAACUGCCCAGGAAGAAACAGAAGACAAACUCAAACUGUGUAUAGACAACCUGACUGAUAAGAGUGCAAAGACUCGUCUAGCAGCUCUUGAGUCGUUGCGACAGGCCUUCUCCUCCAGAGUGCUGUAUGACUUCCUGACAGAGAGGCGCCUCACCAUCAGCGACUGCCUGGAAAGGAGCCUCAGAAAAGGCAGUGGCGAGGAGAAGGCGGCGUCGGCCACGGUUUUUGCUCUGCUCUGCAUUCAGCUAGGGGGCGGAGACGAGGCGGAGGAGGGCUUCAAAAUGCUUCGCCCGCUUCUCACGGCCACCUUGAGUGACAGCAGUGCCAGCAUAGCAGCUCGCCAGAGUUGUGCUAGGACUCUGGGGAUGUGCUGCUAUGUCUCAUCUGCUGAAGAUGGAGAGGACUUAAUCAAGUCAUUGGCUCUAUUGGAGAGUGUGUUCAUGUCUUCGUACCCGAAUGGAGAGGGAGUUCUGCCCACACCGAAACCUGGAAGUCCAGGUCUGCACACUGCUGCCCUGCAGGCCUGGUCACUGUUGGUCACCAUCUGUCCCACUUCUAGACUGACUGUGCUGCUCAGCCAUCACCUCCCUAAACUACAGACGUGUCUUCAGAGCAGCGAUGUGAACUACAGAAUCGCGGUAGGAGAGACCAUCGCGCUGCUGGUGGAGCUGGGGCGAGAGAUAGACGAGGAGUUUGAGGUGGAGGACGGUGAAAGUCUGUGUGAAUGCCUGAAGAGUUUGGCUACAGACGGCAACAAGCACAGAGCCAAGAACGACAGAAGGAAACAACGCUCCAUCUUCAGAGAGGUGCUGCAUUACAUAGAGAACGAGGACUUCACAGAAGAGAAAAUCAGGUUUGGAGUGGAGAACGUUUACAUUGACAGCUGGGUGAGGAGAAGGAUCUACGACGCCUUCAAAGAGAUCCUCGAGUCUGGAGUCAGACACCAUCUUCAGUUCAACCAACUACUGAGAGACAUCUUUGGCCUUGGCCCACCACUCAUCCUGGACGCUGCGGUCAAAGGCAACAAGAUCUCACGGUUUGAGAAGCAUCUUUUCAACUCGGCUGCCUUCAAAGCCAGAACUAAACAGAGGAACAAGGUCCGGGACAAACGUGCCGAUGUCAUGUAAGAGGCCACAAUGAAGAAACCAAGGAACUCCUUUCAUGGAUACAACGUGAUGCCUUCAGCUCUUCACAAGCAUACACUCAGCAAACAGGGUUCUUUUGUUUUUGUUUUUUUCCACUUGUGCUCUUCACAUGCCGUGUCAUUCUCCAAAUUUAAGGCGGCCAGCGUUUAUUCUCAGUUUGCAGAGAAUAAGUCCCGAUGUUCUCUCAAAGCAGGUGCCAGCUUUGCUGCCAUAGCAUUUCUGAUUCUCCACAGUGAACAUGAGCUGUGAAACAAAGCAAAACUUCCUUUCAGUGGGAUUAAAACGACUCAAUUCAGUGCAAAUACAGAGGAAAAGGUAAAAUCUCACUUGCAGAAUCACACAGUCAGUUCAAUCUGUUUCCCUGUCAUGUGACAGGUGAGGCAGGUAUUUUACAUUUUGAUGCCUGUGGUCCUAUUUAAUAUCUUAACCUAUUCAAGAAUGAACUGAUGUUAAAAGAGCCAAGGACGUAUUCUGGAAAAACACUGCCUCGCUACAUUUCAGCUGCCAAACCAGAAACUGACUUUACAAACAAUGCAACCUAAAGGAAAAUGUGUGUGGUGUUUGUGUGGGGGUGUUUUUUAUUGGAAAUUAAUUCAACCAUGAAAAUUAAAAAGAAAAAAGGAAAAAAAAUCAAAUAAGAGGUAAUAUUGUCAUGUUUGUAUUCAUAUUUUUUGGGAGUUGUAUUUCAUUUUAACCAUUUAUAGUGAAGAAUUGUAUUUUAAUAAUAAUUUAUUAAAGGGGACAUAAUGUGUGUGGUUUUUUAAGACUUAAAAAAAUACUACAACUUGUUUACAGACAGAAUUAUUGGAUAAACGUGGUAAAAUGAAUCUGCUGCCUUCUUUUUUUUUUUUCUCGUAUUUUUGUUGCAGGUUGGUGACUCAUACCAUCUAUCCAUGUGUAUGUACUGUAGAUAAAGGGAAGAUUGGGGUUUAUGGAGAUACGUGUUUAUAAAAUGUUGGAUGAUAACAUACACACCACUAAUCAGAGCUGCUGAUCAGAUGAGUUUGGCUUUUAGGUUUACACUUUUGUGAAGGGUCAAAUCCAACAGGUUUGACCCCUCACCCUGGAUAAAAGUUAUGAUCUCACCAAACUGUCUUAUCGGUGCUUCUGGACAAAAGAUUGAAUAAAGAGAAUUUAAGCACA